This is a messenger RNA of Chironomus riparius, 2058 nucleotides long. The record is from the annotation of a GenBank genome assembly. NCBI's taxonomy places the organism in Eukaryota, Metazoa, Arthropoda, Insecta, Diptera, Chironomidae.
UUGGAUGACUCGAAACAAGAAUCGAACAAAAGACUAAUUAUUAAGUUAAUCAUUUUAAGCUCUCUAAGUGUAAUUUUAACUUAUUCAUUAACUUGUAAUGGAGGAUAGUAGUAGUCCUGAUGAGCAUGAAUUUCCUGGGUUGUACGAAAAGAAUAGAAAAAAUCCACCAGAAGAAAAUGAAUCGAAUUCAUCAGAAAAUUUUGAAAAACAGAAAAAAUCAGCUAAAAAAGAUAAAAAGGAUAAAUCAGACAAAAAAGAUCGCCAGUCAUAUGAAGCAUUAGGUGCGGAUAGUGAAGAUGACAAUGAAUCUGGUGGAAGCAAAUUGUUCAGAAGUCCUUCAAAAUCUAAAAAGUCAAAAACAUUCAAAUUCCCAUCAGCCAAGAAAACUGAAAAGAGAGAAAAAUCAGUUGAAAUAAAGGAAGUGAUUGAGGUAAAGGACAAAAAGUCUAAAGAAAAACACAAGGAUCAUAAAGAUGAUAAGAAAAAGGACAAAAAGGAUAAAAAGGAGAAGUGCAAAGGUGGAAGUUCCAUAGACGUCGCUUUUGAAAUUGGAGAUAUUCAACCAAUCUUUGGUGUCUCAUUAGGUUUGGCUGUAGAGAGAUCUCGUUGUCAUGACGGUGUUAAAAUUCCUUUGGUAGUCAGAAAUUGUAUUGAUGUCAUUCAAGAAAAUCUACAAUCAGAACAAGUUUAUAAAGUUGAAGGUGUAAAAGCAAGAAUCCAGCAUUUAAAGAAGUGCUACAACAAUCGAGACACUUACAAUGAAGAACUGGAUGUUCCUACAGCAUCAAGCUUAUUAAAAGCUUAUUUACAGGAACUUCCAGAACCAAUACUCACAACUGAACUUAUUACUCGAUUUGAAGAAGCUUCAGCAUUACCAGAUGUCACGGAGCAAGCAAAAGAGCUUGAACAACUCAUUGAUCAACUCCCAAAAUGUAAUCAAAUCUUGCUUGCGUGGCUCAUGAAACACUUUUCAGCAGUCAUCAGUACUGAAUCCAAUAAAUUAAACGCCCAAAGCUUGGCAGUCUUACUUUCACCUAUUUUACAAUUAUCACACCGUUUAAUGAUAACGCUUCUUUGUCAUGCCGAAACCCUCUUUGCUGAUGUACUUUUGCAAAAAUAUGUUCCGCCAAUCCAUGCAAGUACAAGUCCAAAUCUACCAGAAACAGUUGAAGACAUUCAGCUGGAACUGAGAAAGCAAGAAAGUUUAUUGAAUCAAAUUCAUUCUGAAAUGAAUGCGGGUUUUGUGACCAAAAAACGUGAGGAAGAGCUGUGGGAAACGCAAAGAAUCAUAACACAGCUAAAGCGCAAGUUGCGAACAUUUGAGAAGAAACAAGAUUCGAUGCAAAAAAGCAUGGAUACAGAUGCCAUAGAGGAAGCUAUUGAUUUCACAUUACGACGACCUGAUGAUGAUGAUCAAUCGAAGAGAGAAACAAUGACGACGAGUGACCCAAUUGUUUCCAGUGAUGAGCAUAAAGAAAAUGAUACGAUACAGACGAAUGAAUCAUCGAUUGGAGAAACAAUUUAUAUUGCUGAGAAUGGAUUGUAUAUGCUGCCCAAAGAACAUCCCGACUAUCACACACUGAUACGGUUACAGCUUGAAAAUCAGGAACUAAUGAGUUGGAAGCAGCAGCUUCAGACUAGAAUUAGUGCAGAAAGAGCAGAAUGCGUAAAACUGAAGCGUAUGCUGGAGACUCAACCUCAAGUUGCCAAUAAUGUUGAACAUCAAACAAGCUUAACAGCUGAUGAUCCCGAAUUCGAUAGAAUUGUCGAGCACUAUAUUAAAGAGAAUGCAUUGCUAGAGCAGAAAAGGAUACUGCUAGGAAGAGAAAUUGUGGAGGAGAAUCUCGCGCUUAUUCAGCUUCAAGUUGACUUGGCAAUGAAACAAAUUAUCCAUUAAAUAUUUUAAAUGUGAUUACGAUUUUAUUAGAUGUACGAUGAUAAAUAAUUGUGGAUGUGCUUGUGGAAGUUUUUAGUGGCUUUGAAGCAAAAAUAAUAACUAAUUAUAGAAAUUUGUGGCACAUAUUGACAAAAAAAAUUUUAUAAAAAUUCCAAGGGACU